Molecule: messenger RNA, 1236 nt
Organism: Cryptomeria japonica (Japanese cedar)
Lineage: Eukaryota; Viridiplantae; Streptophyta; Pinopsida; Cupressales; Cupressaceae
Product: metalloendoproteinase 1-MMP
Exons: 1
Coding region: 75-863 (262 amino acids)
Biological process (GO): extracellular matrix organization; proteolysis; collagen catabolic process
Cellular component (GO): extracellular matrix
Molecular function (GO): metalloendopeptidase activity; zinc ion binding
Source: RefSeq, a predicted model, not a curated record
AUUGUAACUGAAAUGGUGUAAGAAAAUUUGGAGGGUAAGAAAGAAGUGAAUGAGUGGGCAAUGGGCAAUGGGCAAUGGGCAAAGGGAAUAAGAUGGAGAGAUGCAACAGGGUGCUUGGCAUAGGCAUUGUAAUGGUGGUAGAAAUUAUCAUGGGAAUUCAACACGCUUCCAAGCUGGAGUUUAAAAAAGGUGAUAGCCAUGGCAUGGUUGCAGAGAUAAAAGUGCAGCUACAAAGGUUGGGGUACAAUGCAAUUGCAGGGGCGGAAGCGGAGAAGGAGAAUGGUAUGUUUGAUGAGAAACUGGAAGCUACGGUGAGGCUCUACCAGAGUAGCUUCAACUUGCUAGUCACAGGCUUUCUUGAUGCCCCAACAAUCCAGAGCCUGAGUCUCCCAAGGUGCGGUCGAGAAGAUGCACCCUUGAAUCUGCUUCACCCAAUAAAAUUAAAGUUGUGGAAUCUGAUUGCAGGGAAGAACAAGUGGAUCAGCAGCAGAAGCAACCUCACCUACACCAUCUCCUCCACAAUUUUUUCACCCAUUCUGUCUGACCACAACAUUUGGUCGACGUUUGUUUCGACAUUCAACAGUUUGGCGAUGGUGGUUCCUCUGAGUUUCAGGGAGGUGGAGAGCUUGGAGGAGGCCAUGAUCAAGAUCCCGUUCCACAGUGAUGGUGACGGUGAUGAUGAUGAGUGGGUAUUCGAUUUCAUCGAAGGAGAGCACGGUGAUGAGGACGCCAAGAUGAAGAUCGAUUUCCUCCACCGAUUCCUGACUGAAGAUGAUGAUGUUGCUGCCUUGUAUGGGAAUCCUCCACCUGGGCUUGGGCCUCCCCCUCCCCUGUUGCCCAAAUCUUGUUCCCAUUUUGCUUAGUAUAUUUCUCACUUAAUCAUUUGGGUAAACGUUUGAAUUGGGCAUUUUUUAUACUGUGUUGCAAGAUUCAUUUUCUUGCUUCUUUCUUUCAUCACAAUGUAAGAUUUAGUUUGAAUUGGGCCUUUUUGCUAGAUCCAUUUUCUUGCUUCUUUCUUUCACCUCUAUGGGAAUCCUCCCCUAUUCAGCUCUUAGGCCAAAUCUUGUUCCCAUUUCUCUGGAUUUCAUCUGGUUAUGAUAUUGCCUUUUUGCUACUGUGAUCACCACAUUCUAUGUUCUUGAUAUUACCAAUUCUUUACUGGGUUUUAAAUUCAAUGUACUCUAAUUAUUUGGAGAUUUUUCAUCUUUCAAAGAUCCAGUGCCAUGUGUUAUCUCA